CGAGAUUAUCAGAUGGAAAGCGCUAAUUGCGGUGGAGUGGAAGGCUAAAGCUUGCGGCCGCGCGCUCCGCACGCUCCGGGCGCCAAGCACGCCUCGCUCCGGUGCGAUGAGGCUGACCGCGCUGAAGCUGUCCGUGGUCGCGCUCCUCCUCCUCCUCCUCCUCGGCCCCGCGGACCACGCCGACGGCGGCCCCGGCCCCCCGUCGCCCAGGAAGAGACCCAACAAAGGGCUGCGGCCUUUGACGCGCCUGGUCGUGGAGAUGCCCGUGAUGGUGGGUUGCCCCAAUGUGCCGGACAACUCCAUCAGGUUCAACAACAUGAGCGUGGCCUUGGCGGGCAAGAACGACUUUGUCCUCAACGGCGAGUACGACAUCUUACGCGAGGCCAAGGAUAUCGCCGAGGUGGUGAUCGGGUUCACAAAGUGCCGCGAGCACCAGUCGGCCAACACCUGCGAGAACUUUCAGACCUGGCGCUUCAAUAAGGGAGUGUGCCACCUAAUGUACCAGCCCAACACUAUGUGGAGCAAGUUCCACGACUAUGUAACUCCAAGGCCGACCUGCCCCAGCAAAGCGGGCAAGUAUCUGAUCCGUAACGCAACCUUGGACAUGAAAGCAAUGCAAGCCCUACCUCUCCCUCUAGAAGGUAAUGUGUGGAUUAUAAGAUUUUCUCAAUUUGAGCCCAAUGGAAAACUACACACCUGCACAGAUACAGAGUUACGGUUCCACAGGGCAAGAGAAAAUUGAGUAUAGAGGUCCAGGUUUGUACUUUUCUUUUUUCAAAAAACAAAACAAUGGAAGAAAGGCAAAUAAAACAAAAUUUGGGUAAAAACGUUUUUUUAAAAAUAAAUUACACAAUGUGUAGAGCAGUUUGAUAAUCCGCUUCCAUAAUGUGACAUUAUGAAUUGGUUUAAGCUUUUUUAGGUUUUGCAGGAAAACUGCUGAGCAUAACACUGCAAUGAACAAAUACUGAAAAAUAUAUCUUUUGGCCUCAUUC
This is a messenger RNA of Frankliniella occidentalis (western flower thrips), 992 nucleotides long. RefSeq lists its product as uncharacterized. The record is from RefSeq and is a predicted model, not a curated record. NCBI's taxonomy places the organism in Eukaryota, Metazoa, Arthropoda, Insecta, Thysanoptera, Thripidae. The transcript has 4 exons. The coding region runs from base 107 to 742 and encodes 211 amino acids.